AUGCAUUUCUCCUCCGCGGCCUUCUUUCUCUCCCUCGCAUCCUCGACCAGCGCGGGCUGGGCAUCCAUGCAGACAUGCAGCACCGGCGACGACCCCAGGAGCCGAUGGGCCAGCACGUCCCUCAUCUCCGUGCAGGUCAUCUACUCGAACGAGCUCGACGGCUGCACGGGCGUCAACACCUUCUGGGCCAAGACCGGCGUCACGAACCCGCUGUGGGCCCUCCGCGAGUUCGACGGCAAGGACGGGUUCAGCGCCAACAUCGACAUCGUCUCGCGCACGCCGGGGCUGAAGGUCAAGGUGGACGACGAGGAGGUCGCGCUGGGCGACGCGACGGGGUCGUGGUCGCACACGGGGAGCGAGGCGAAGGAGAAGUGCAAGGCUCUGGGGAUGGGGGAGUAUGAUGGGGUGAGGUUUGACGGGAGUUACUGGGCUUAUGUUCCGAAGACGAAGUGCAAGUAG
Messenger RNA from Colletotrichum karsti, 459 nucleotides. RefSeq lists its product as uncharacterized. The coding region runs from base 1 to 459 and encodes 152 amino acids. Lineage: Eukaryota; Fungi; Ascomycota; Sordariomycetes; Glomerellales; Glomerellaceae. The transcript has a single exon. The record is from RefSeq and is a predicted model, not a curated record.